AUGGAUAGGCUGACCCAAUUACAAGAUGCUGUUGACCAGCUUGCCCUUCAAUUCGUCGCGUCCAUCCAUUUCGCCCACAAGCGCCACGACCUCGAAACCCUCGGCCCCAACGACAAGAUCCGCAAAGUGAAGCAAGAGGAGGAGAAAGAAGUUGACCCUCUUCCCGAAGAUGACUUCCGCGCCGGCCUUCUUGAAUUAUCGCGCGAUCUUAUCCUUAAGGAACAGCAGAUCGAAGUUCUUAUCUCGACACUCCCGGGCCUCGAUAGCAGCGAGCGUGACCAGGAGCAGUGCAUAAAGGAACUGGAGGAGGAGCUCAAGGUGGCUGAGGAGCAGCGGCAGGAUGCAUUGAGGGAAAAGGAGAGGGUUGUUGGCCAACUUGAUCGGAUACUGAAGAGUGUGAGGCGGCCGUGA
Molecule: messenger RNA, 411 nt
Organism: Scedosporium apiospermum
Lineage: Eukaryota; Fungi; Ascomycota; Sordariomycetes; Microascales; Microascaceae
Exons: 3
Coding region: 1-411 (136 amino acids)
Biological process (GO): regulation of transcription by RNA polymerase II
Cellular component (GO): mediator complex
Molecular function (GO): transcription coregulator activity
Source: RefSeq, a predicted model, not a curated record